Messenger RNA from Chanos chanos (milkfish), 1527 nucleotides. It is a transcript of the gene ankdd1a, whose product is annotated as ankyrin repeat and death domain containing 1A. Bases 1 to 1527 code for a protein of 508 amino acids. NCBI's taxonomy places the organism in Eukaryota, Metazoa, Chordata, Actinopteri, Gonorynchiformes, Chanidae. The record is from RefSeq and is a predicted model, not a curated record. Gene Ontology annotation, biological process: signal transduction. Gene Ontology annotation, molecular function: protein binding. The transcript is spliced from 15 exons.
AUGGAGGACGAUCUGAUCUCAGAGGAUGAUAUCUUGCUACGGUGUGAAAAGGAGUUUCAUGAUGCUGCUAAAAAGAAUGACACGGAAAAAAUGCAGGAGUUGAUGAAAAAAGGUGUGAAUAUCAAGGCCAAAAAUAAAAUGGACCGCAAAGCCCUGCACUGGGCAGCCGGGGCAGGAAAUGAACAGGCUUUGCGUUUACUGCUGGAACAUGACACAGAUGUGGAUGAUGAGGACAGCUUUGGUAUGAAUGCCUUGCUCUUGGCAGCUUGGUUUGGACACUUGAAAAUCCUGCAGAUCCUGGUCUCUUCCGGUGCAAAACUUAACUGUGAAAACAAAAAAGGGCUGAGUCUUCUACACUGUGCAGCCCAGAGGGGUCACAUUCGUCUUCUGGAGUUCAUUAUGGAGGAUCUGGAGGAUGUGCGACUAGAUAGAGUUGAUAAGUCAGGUAAGACUGCCUUUCACCUCGCCGCGGAGCACGGACAGCUGGAGGUAGUGGAAUUUCUUAUUGGCAUGGGUUGUGCUCAUGGCCUGAGGGACAAGGGGGACAACACUGCUCUGCAUUUGGCAGCAAAGCAUGGCCACUCUGAAGUCCUGCAGAAGAUUGUGGAGACGGGAGAGGACAUUGAUGAAAAGAAUAUUGAUGGAAUGACAGCCUUGCACUUUGCCUCUGAUGGAGGACAUUUUGAGUGUGUGAAACUACUGCUGGAAGCUGGCUGCAAUGUCAAUGCACUUAAUAAUAAAAACAUGAAUGCCCUUCAUUUUGCGGCUCAGCAUGGCUUUGACAGAGAAGCCAGGUUAUUAGUGGAGGCUGGCAUUGAUGUGGACAUUAAAGACAGCCAACUUGCCACCCCUCUUCACUUUGCGGUGCUCAACAAUUUCAUGGAUAUGGUGAAAAUACUCAUAGACACUGAGUGUGACCUCGACAUUCCUGACAGUAGGCUUCAGACACCCCUGCACAUAGCAGCUGAACAUGGACGACAGAACAUCGCUGAGAUGAUUCUCAUCGCUGGGGUCAAUCUGAGAUUGCUUGAUAAGCAAGGGAAAACAUCAUUGGAUGUUGCUGCCAGAGGAAACCAUGUUAACUUGGUUGACAUGAUCAUCAAAGCUGACAGAUUUUACAAAUGGGAAAAGGAUAACCUAAACAGUGACUCAGACUCCUUUUUGGGGAGAAGUUUGACCUUCAAACAAGACCACCAGCUAGAAACACAGCAUAUCCGCUCUAUUGUUUGGAGACUAGCCACUAAAUACCUAAAACCUGGAGAGUGGAAGAAACUGGCCCAACACUGGAAGUUCACAGAUGCACACAUCCGUGCCAUAGAGCAGCAAUGGACAGGCACAAAAAGCUACAAAGAGCAUGGCCAUCGUAUGCUGCUGGUCUGGCUGCAUGGUGUGGUUAUUGCAGGAGAGAACCCAGUCAAAGGCUUGUAUGAAGGUUUGGUAGGAAUCUCCAGGACUGACUUGGCAGAAAGCAUACGACAGAAGGCUAAUGAAGACCCAAGUUCUCCAAAAAAGUGCAGCACCAUGUGA